Molecule: messenger RNA, 1559 nt
Organism: Camelus dromedarius (Arabian camel)
Lineage: Eukaryota; Metazoa; Chordata; Mammalia; Artiodactyla; Camelidae
Product: HLA class II histocompatibility antigen, DRB1 beta chain-like
Exons: 6
Coding region: 1-897 (298 amino acids)
Biological process (GO): immune response; antigen processing and presentation
Cellular component (GO): membrane; MHC class II protein complex
Source: RefSeq, a predicted model, not a curated record
AUGUGGAUUGGAGGAGGGUCACAGUGCCCAUUUGAGUGGGACCUGCCUGCUCCCAUCACACGCUAUCUUCUCCUGAUCUCCAGCAUGGUGUGUCUGUAUUUCUCUGGAGGCUCCUGGAUGGCAGCUCUGACAGUGAUACUGAUGGUGCUGAGCCCUUCCCUGGUUUGGACCAAGGACACCCAACCACGUUUCAUGGUGCAGGUUAAACAUGAGUGUCAUUUCUCCAACGGGACGGAGCGGGUGCAGUUCCUGGACAGAUACUUCUAUAACCUAGAAGAGUACGUGCGCUUCGACAGCGACUGGGGGGAGCAGGGCGGGGAGUACCGGCCGGUGACCGAGCUGGGGCGGCCGGACGCCGAGUACUGGAACAGCCAGAAGGACGUCCUGGAGCGGAAGCGGGCCGAGCUGGACACGGUGUGCAGACACAACUACGGGGUUGUUGAGAGCUUCACGGUGCAGCGGCGAGUGGAGCCCACGGUGACCGUGUAUCCUGCGAAGCCCCAGCCCCUGCAGCACCACAACCUCCUGGUCUGCUCUGUGACGGGCUUCUAUCCAGGCCACAUUGAAGUCAGGUGGUUCCGGAAUGGCCAGGAAGAGGAGGCUGGGGUGGUCUCCACAGGCCUGAUCCCUAGUGGAGACUGGACCUUCCAGACCAUGGUGAUGCUUGAAACGGUUCCUCAGAGUGGGGAGGUCUACACCUGCCGAGUGGAGCACCCAAGCUGGACGCGCCCUGUCACAGUGGAAUGGAGGGCACAGUCUGAAUCUGCUCAGAGCAAGAUGCUGAGUGGAAUCGGGGGCUUCGUUCUGGGUCUGCUCUUCCUUGGGGUGGGGCUGUUCAUCUACUUCAGGAACCAAAAAGGACACUCUGGACUUCAGCCUACAGGACUCCUGAGCUGAAGUAAAGAUGGUGACACUUAAGGAAGAACCUUCUGUCCCAGCUUCUUUGCAGCAUGAAAAAAUUUUCUGAUUAGCUCUUAUUCUUCCUCAAAGAGAGUGUUUUCUCAGGAUCUGCUUUGCUCCUGGUUCGUGACCCUGCAGAAAAUGUCCUCCCUGAUGGCUUCCUCAGCCUGCCCUUGACCUGGGAACCCCCAAUAUUGAUUGCAAUACCUUAUCUUCAUUCUUUCCUGAUCCUCUUUAAAGGUUUUCAACCUUUACUGCCUCUUGUGCAUCUGAUCUCAUUCUGCCCACGUUACCUAUAAAGUUUUUCUCAAAUAAAUAUGGAGUGAAAAUCAUCUGCUUCAUACAGCUUCAAGGAAAGAAGUAGGAAGAAAAAGGGACAAAUUGCAUCACAGAACUGAAACUGGAAAGUUUCCUUCCUUCCUUCCCUGCUUUUCUCUUGGGCUUUCUGCAUCCUGUCAUAGGCGUAUUUUCCCGAGCAAGGAGAAAGCCGUAAUGAACCCAUAUCAUGAUGGUCUUUUACAUCUUUGCAUUUCAAAGACACGUUCCUUUACACAAUGGGGUACAGAAAUAAGACAACAAAUAUAAGAAAUAUGGAUACCUUGUGAGGAUGUGAUGCUUUCAAUACUUUUAUUUUGAGAAAUAAAGAGCAAAUCAUGCUA